AUGGAGGUUCUCAUGCGACCCCCAAACGCUCCAUCUUCUCGCCUUUUUGCUCACCAGUCUCCGUCGCCCGCCACUGGGGACCCCGUAGCCAAACAUUCGCGGGAUGAAUCCCAAAAAAGACACGUUUUUGAUAUGAUCACCUCUGAACUCAUGAAGAUUGGCGCAAUUCCACUCUCUCGGUUCACGACGGAGGACAAUCCCCAGGAGCAGCCUUACGACGACGAAGAGACAAAGAUGAAAAUCGACAAUCUCGACGAAAGGAAUGUCCCCAACGGGAAACAAGAGCAGCAGGCCGUGGCGAAAAUCUACGAAGCCUGCAUGCGCACUUUUGAGAGCAGCGACGCAAUAAGCUUUGAUUUUACUCACGAGGGUGAUAUUCAUUCCAAAGCUCUUCAAUGCAUUUUGACUAUCACUCGACCUGACGGCCACAAACGCUCCUAUACGUCCGGCGCAUUUUCUUCCAUUACAAAAGAUGAAGCAAAGGCUCUCGUUGCUUCAAGUGCGCUCAACAUGGGGGUGAUCGACUUUAUUAAGUAUGGCGAUAUUACAUUGAAAGGCAAAAUCAUCAACAAUCCAAAAUUGACACAGGAUGCUGCAGACACUCAGCUACGACUUCGCGCGGAAGAUGGUAAAGGUAUCUCGUUCUCAGACCAGAGAGAGACUACCAUCGACGAUCCAAACGUCAAGGCAAUUUCAGACUGCUGUAUCGAAUGGCGUGCGGGGAAGGUCAAGCCAGUAUAUGUACACUUUUCAGAACCAACGGUUUUAACGAAACCGACUGGAAAGAAGAGGCAAACGCUCGGACCGACAGACGAAGAGCUUCUCGCUCUCAAACAAGGCUGUGCUCUGCGCAUCUCUAUCACCCAGCACACGAGUCGCGUUUACUCUGUCCAUCACAUCUACCGCACUCGAGCAGAAGCAAAAGCUGCUGUCGCUGCAAUGGCUAUUGCACAGGGAGUCCUUGAUUUCAUCAAGUUUGCGAAUGGCCAAACCUCGCCUACUGUCGUGAUCCGUGAACUUGAAGGGGAUGGCGCAAACGAGGAACUCAAUCGAGAAAUCAUUGCCGAGACAAGCAAGGUCGAAAAGGAUAUUGAAAUUGAAGCGUCUGCCGUCAACGUGACCCUCAAAAAGCACCAAAUCCCUCUCGACGUGAUGACUCUCUCAGCAUUUGCAAACGCUUUGCCGAAACCGUUUCCAGAGACACCAGGAUUAAAGCCCGUCGGGGAUGAAAACCCCGUGGGAUGGCUCAACGCCGCUGUUCAGAGCGCUCGUGGAAGUAAGAUGACCAUUACAUGGACCUAUCUCUCCAACGCAAAACUCUCUAUGCACGGGUGUCUUGUUCGGCUCAACCUUCCUCGUCGCGAACACAGUCGUUCGUACCUCGUUGAACCUCAGUUUACCAAACGAGGCGACGCCAAAGCCGCCGUUGCAUUGCUCGCCAUCUCUCAAAAUAUCGGUGGAUGGAUCCACGAGGCUACUACCUCUGUGGAGAACCUCCUCACGCCCGAAAUGCGCACCAAAGCGGCCACUCUUAUUGCUCCGCUCUAUCACGAGUGCACUAAGGCUGGUAUCCCAAAGCAACCUAUAUAUGAGUACGCAUACGAAGACGGAGCCGUGGGUUGCACCCUUCGAGUCAAGUUUAGUCCAACAUUGUCAAAAGCAUACACCGUUCCAAUACAGUAUCGCACCAAGCCAGACGCCCGGUUCGCAGUCAUUUUGCAAGCUCGUCACGAAGGCGUUCUCGAAUUUAUCCGCUUCAAAGGCCAAGAUCCUCCACCUGGAUACAAUCCAGACGUGCCCUUUGAUUACAAGAUGGCGAAAAAGGUUGAAGAGGCGCAAAAGCGGGGGGAGGACCAGCUCAUGGCAAAAGAGAUCCCAGCUGCAGACGAAAUGGCCGUACAGCCAGAGACCAUUCCAGGAGGACAUAUUCCUGGUCGGGGUCGCGGGAACCGGCGUCGAACGAAAGCUAUGAUGCGACCAAGACCCGAAGGUGGUCCGCAAAAGGCCUGGAUGCGCGACCAGACCGUGCAUGAAAGACAUGAUCCGUCGCAAGCCCGCAUUUCACAAUCUUCGUCUAGUGAGAGUCCAGCACAAUCACAUGCGUUUGGUGUGAGGCCUCCACCGGAAUCGAUGGAGGAAGGCGAGGUCGAAAUGGCAGAUGCCUUUUACGAUUAUGGGCAGCCCUGGUAUGACGGCGCACAUGAAGGUCUUUCGUCCUCAUUUCCCUACCCGGCGUUUGCUCCACCACCUUCGGUCCAUGUCGACAUGUCUCAGCAUUACCCUGCUCACAGCUUGCCAAGAGGCCCUUUCGGGACAUCUGGGCCGUUUCCGUACCAUGCCGGCCAUAAUACAAAUACAACCGCGAGAAUGGCCUUUGAUUUCGACUGGUCACAGCCUAAUGUAGCUUACCAUCCUCCCUUUCCGGCUGGUUCUUCUCUGCCUACCCUCGUCAACCCAGAAUUUUUCUAUGCACAAGGGAGUCACCGUGCCGAAGCCGAUUGUCCCGAUAGCGCCGCAUAUAUAAAGGCAGGGAUGUCGAGACCCCGAGUAGACCCCAAGCAGCCUACUCGAGGUCGGACAAGCAACUUGCAAGGCCUAAAAACCGACAAACAGGGUGUUGAAGAGACAGCUUCUCACUACCCGCCCCAUGGGCGUCAACAUGCCAUCCCCAAGAGAGCAAACGAGGUGCCUAGUAGGUCCGUUGGGGCGGAUCACUCAGCGAUCCAUGACGGUGAAGCACUAGCCACUGUUGGGAGGUCGUCUAGUAAUAGAAGUGGGCCAUCUCAACUGACCUCGCGCACCAAACGUGUAGAAGACAAUUCGACUGGUUCGGCGUUCGACAAGGCUACCGCUACAAGCAAUUCGGAGCCUAGUAAAAAAGGUGUCAGGUCCCCUCCUUCUGGGUCCUCGGUGGAGCCUGGCAGAUAUGAGGUUGAACUGCAAGCCCAAAACCGGGUUACUCAGCGCCUAAAAUUGCCUGUUGAGCUGUGGAGUAUGAUAUUCGAGUGCUAUGUGAUGCUUGAUUGCCCAGUGUGCGUCCUGCUACUCGUCUGUCGAGAUUGGAACCGUAUCUGCCACGAUACACCGAGGAUCUGGAGGAGAAUCCUCCUUUCGGCGGAUACCACACCAAAUUCUCUACGUGCUGGUAGCGUCCAUACUUGCACAUCCAAAAAGGCCGUCAACGACACGCUCAAGUACGCUGGCGCCAGUUUACUCGAAGUCACACUCGUCGUGGGCCCAAAUGACGAGAAUGCGCCCACCCCAGAGGCCAGAAGUGAAUUCUUCCACCUGGUCAAACCCCACCUCCCAAAGGUCACGUUCUUGUGUGGUAUCGUUAACCCUCGCAUGACACUUGACCUAGUCAAGCGUUCCCUCGCUGGGGUUUUCGAUGAAGGCAAUCUAAAGAGCCUUGAAUCGCUUAUGAUCGCAUCAGCCUACCCAAUUGGUUCGCUUUACGAGCCGCUAAAGGAGAUGAUCGACGCGAUUGACAACUCGUCUGAAAAACUCCGAAGCGUCUAUCUGGAGAACGUUAAUCGAGACUUUCUCGUUAGCGUUUCGGAGCGAACCUUCUGGACUCGUCUGGUCCGUAUCACCGUUCGCCACGAGUUUGAUGCCAUUGACGCCACUUGCUUUGCCGGGUGUACGGCAUUGGAGUUUUUGUCAUACUCUGGUGAACUCGCCUACGCCGAAACAAACUUUAAGCGCAAAGUCGAAUAUCCAACGCUUAAAUGGCUCAAAGUCGGCCUUAUCACUAUGAACGCCCUCAGUAUGCUCAAGCUUCCCGUUCUCCACACUUUGGUCAUCGAUAGCGUUCGAAACGAAUACCCAGACGCACCCCCUCCUCCACACUCAAUCGUCCUUCCGCAGCUCAAGGUCUUCCACCUGCUCACAGUAAUGCCGACCGCGGCAGCGAUCCGGGCCCCGAAGCUCGAGACAUUCCACCUGAGCAUUCAAACCGUGAAACAAACCGAUGCCGACAACGUCCUUCGCGCAAUCUUCGACGGCUCAGAGGGCAUGCUUCAACCAAAGCAUCUAUCCAUCUCAGCACCAGCGCACGACAAACACCUUCUCAACGUGCUCAAAUUACAACCAAACUUGAUCUCACUCUCCCUCGACCAACAAGCCCAAUACAGCAAAUCCUUCUUUCGCGAGCUCACACCGUCGACCCGACACUCCCGUUCGUUCUUUGGCGCAGGGAGCAUCAAGCCGGCUAAACCGGUGCUCAUGCCGAAACUGAGAAGCCUGACGAUGGAUAUGCAACGGAUUAGCGCGGCUCCAGGCAUGAUGCAGCUUGUUCCAGAUGGGAACAAGAGUCUGAUCCGGACGCUGAUCAAGCAACGUAAAGAAGCGACCACAUGCGAGGCGUUGCUUCGAGUCGCGUGCCGAUGGAAACCCAAUGAGCCAAGCGAAGAGUUCAUCCACCCUACUAUGUGUCUGACGUGCAUCGAGGCGCACAUUCAAACCGAGGGUCACAAUACCCAGGCGGAGUAA
Serendipita indica DSM 11827 is the source of this 4491-nucleotide messenger RNA. The record is from the annotation of a GenBank genome assembly. NCBI's taxonomy places the organism in Eukaryota, Fungi, Basidiomycota, Agaricomycetes, Sebacinales, Serendipitaceae.